AUCACCCCGUUGGUGAAUACGCAGAAAUCAAACGAGUACCGGGUGCUGCAAGAUGUGGAGAGUAAGCAGCUGCUGAGCGAUUUGAUGACCAACAACGACUUUAGUUAUCACUUUAUGCGGUAUACAGCGAGUUUGGGAUACACUUUGCAAUACGGAAAACGGUUAGAGGGAGAGGAAAAUAAUUUUGAGAUCAUGGAGACCAGCGCCAUCGUUAAGGAACUCGUGGAAGCGUUGACGCAGAUCGGCUUUGGGAUUGUUGAGCUAUUCCCAGUUCUCGAUUGUCUGCCCUCGUUUCUGGCGCCGUGGAAGAAGUUCGGAGAGAAGUCGUAUACCCGGGCUGCUACAUUUUACCAGGCGAAUCUACAAAAAGGACAAUCGAGCUCGAAUUGGAACUGGACGCAGCAGAUCUCGCAACUUCCGGUCGCGCAGAGAGUGUCAUCGACUGAUCUUUCAUUCCUGCUGGGACUUACGCUACAGGCAGGCGUGGAAACGACGGUGAGUGCGCUACGCGUGUUCAUCAAAGCAAGUCUCCUGCACCCGGAGUGCGUGAAAAAAGCACAGAAAGAGCUAGACGAAGUGGUUGGCCCAGACCGUCUGCCUAGUUUCGAAGACUCUUCCCGUCUUCCUUAUAUCCACGCCAUGGUGGAGGAGGUUCUGCGCUGGCAACAAGUCGGACCGAUUGGCAUCCCACACGCCACCACCGCAGAUGAUGAAUACAUGGGCUAUCACAUUCCCAAAAAUACAGCCGUGAUUCCCAACAACUGGGCCAUCGCAUUCGAUGAGACGACAUACCCGGAUCCGUAUGCAUUCAAACCCGAACGAUGGUUCGACGAGUCGACACCCUCAAUGAGCGGGUUCGGAUAUGGGCGACGUAUCUGUCCUGGGAAGCAGAUCGCCCUGAAUACCAUGUACAUAAACGCUGCGAGGAUUUUGUGGGGAUACAAUAUUCACCAUGUGUAUCGGGGUGGAAAGAAGGUAGAGGUUGGUGCGUGGGAUAUCGACCAUGGUUUUGUUUCUGGACCGAAGAAGUUUGAAGUCGAUUUUCAGGUUCGGAGUGAGCGGCACCGCGAGGUUAUUGAGAAGGAGUGGAUGAGCGUGGAGAAGGAUACGGAUGUUCUUCUUCAGGGGUUGAGAGGUAGAUAAUCGUACUGCCGUACUUGAGAUAGUACUGAAUACCUUGACGAUGGAGAUGUCAACAGUCAAUUGACUUUCCUCAAGUUAAUAUCCCUUCCAGAAUCUAGUAACCAUCCCGUCGAUCAGUCUGAUGUCAGCAAUAAGCACUAAGGCGAUAAUUAAAGUUGCAUUGGCACGAAACAGUCAGCUUCAUAACUAAAUGAACUGCUGCAUUUACAUGCAUAAAGAUGUCAGAUUAAUGAGCUUGUUUAUCAGCCAGAUUCUAUUCCACAUCCAUGUCAAUCAGCAUGAGUUUUUCAAAACACUCGACCAAUCCUCCUUCUUCAUCCAUUCUUCAAGAGUAGUCAUCGGACAUUCAAUUCCAGUCUAUACAGUCAGUCUAUAUCAUAAUAGUAGCUCAUCACUCACCUUUUGUAUAUCCUCCGCCAUCAACAACCUCUCUCCCCCAUCAUACCCCGGAUCACUCGAAUAC
Aspergillus wentii DTO 134E9 is the source of this 1606-nucleotide messenger RNA. RefSeq lists its product as uncharacterized. Gene Ontology annotation, molecular function: heme binding; iron ion binding; monooxygenase activity. The transcript has a single exon. The annotation marks the transcript as partial. The record is from RefSeq and is a predicted model, not a curated record. NCBI's taxonomy places the organism in Eukaryota, Fungi, Ascomycota, Eurotiomycetes, Eurotiales, Aspergillaceae.